Messenger RNA from Dovyalis caffra, 3411 nucleotides. The record is from the annotation of a GenBank genome assembly. NCBI's taxonomy places the organism in Eukaryota, Viridiplantae, Streptophyta, Magnoliopsida, Malpighiales, Salicaceae.
AUGGAGAGCAACCCAGUUCAGCUUUUCCAUCAUCUUGCACUUACACUUCUUCUCUUCCUGUUUUCUGUUUCGAUUUCUGUGACCGAGCAAGGCCUCGUUCCAUCAAUAAGGACGGAUGCUGCGGCCCUUCUUUCGUUCAAGAAAGUGAUUCAAAAGGACCCAAAUGGAGUUUUAACAGGAUGGCAGAUUAAUCGAAGUCCAUGCAUCUGGUAUGGUGUUUCUUGCAAUACUCUUGGAAGAGUCACUCAUCUUGAUCUUACAGGAUGUUCUCUUGCUGGAACUAUCUCUUUCGAUCUUUUGUCUUCUCUUGAUAUGUUAUCUGCUUUGAAUUUAUCUUUCAAUUUGUUUACUGUAAAUUCCACUUCUUUGCUUCACCUCCCAGUUGCACUACAACAACUUCAAUUGUCUUCUACUGGGCUUGAAGGUCCGGUUCCUGAGAAAUUUUUCUCCAAGAACCCAAAUCUUAUUUACGUAAACCUUUCUCAUAAUAAUUUAUCAGAGUUAUUGCCAGAUGAUCUUUUAUUGAACUCUGAUAAAGUUCAGGCGCUUGACCUUUCUUAUAACAAUUUUACUGGGUCCAUUUCAAGCCUGAAAAUCGAGAAUUCCUGCAACUCUUUGUCGCAACUUGAUCUAUCUGGAAACCAUUUAAUAGAUUUCAUUCCUCCUUCCCUUUCAAACUGUACAAAUCUCAAAACUUUGAAUCUUUCGUUCAAUAUGCUCACUGGAGAGAUCCCAAAGUCUUUUGGUGAGCUGAGCAGUUUACAGAGAUUGGAUCUCUCUCACAAUCAUAUUACUGGUUGGAUUCCUUCUGAGUUGGGAAAUGCAUGUAAUUCACUUUUAGAACUUAAGCUUUCCUAUAACAAUAUUUCAGGUUCGAUUCCUGUCUCUUUUUCCCCUUGUUCUUGGCUGCAAACUCUUGAUUUGUCUAAUAACAACAUAACAGGGCUCUUUCCAGACUCUAUCCUUCAAAAUCUUGGUUCAUUGGAAAGAUUGCUGUUAAGUUAUAACCUAAUUUCUGGAUCAUUUCCGGCUUCCAUUUCAUACUGCAAAAGUUUAAAAAUUGUGGACCUCAGUUCCAACAGAUUUUCUGGUACCAUCCCACCAGAUAUAUGCCCCGGUGCAGCCUCUCUUGAGGAGCUGAGAUUGCCGGAUAAUCUCAUUAUAGGAGAAAUCCCAGCACAAUUAUCACAAUGUUCCAAGCUGAAGACACUUGAUUUCAGCAUAAACUUCCUCAAUGGCUCGAUCCCAGCUGAGCUUGGAAAGCUGGAGAAUUUGGAGCAGCUGAUAGCAUGGUAUAAUAGCUUGGAAGGGAAAAUUCCACCGGAAUUGGGCAAAUGCAGGAACCUGAAGGAUCUUAUUCUCAAUAACAACAACCUAAGCGGUGUAAUUCCUGUUGAAUUAUUCAGUUGCAGUAAUCUUGAAUGGAUAUCUCUCACAAGCAAUCAGUUCACAGGCAAAAUCCCUCGGGAAUUCGGCCUUCUGUCAAGGUUAGCAGUCUUGCAGCUUGCUAACAACAGCUUGAGUGGAGGGAUACCGACAGAGCUAGGAAAUUGCAGCAGCUUGGUUUGGUUAGACUUGAACAGCAACAAGCUCACUGGUGAAAUCCCACCUCGACUUGGCCGGCAACUGGGGGCAAAAGCAUUGAGUGGAAUUCUGUCCGGAAACACUUUAGUGUUUGUUCGGAACGUGGGGAAUUCAUGCAAAGGAGUUGGAGGUUUGCUGGAAUUUGCUGGUAUCAAAGCCGAAAGACUUUUGCAGGUCCCAACAUUGAAGACUUGUGAUUUCACAAGAUUGUAUUCAGGAGCCGUCUUGAGCCUUUUUACACAAUACCAAACACUGGAGUAUCUGGAUCUCUCUUACAAUGAGCUCCGAGGGAAAAUUCCAGACGAAAUUGGGGAUAUGAUGGCCCUGCAAGUUCUUGAAUUAGCGCAUAACCAGCUAUCUGGUGAGAUUCCCGCAUCACUUGGCCAGCUCAAGAAUUUGGGUGUGUUCGAUGCUUCACAUAACAGAUUGCAGGGUCAAAUCCCAGAUUCAUUCUCAAACCUAUCUUUUCUGGUGCAAAUUGAUCUCUCAAAUAAUGAAUUAACAGGGGAAAUUCCACAAAGGGGGCAACUCAGUACACUUCCAGCAAGCCAGUACGCAAACAAUCCAGGACUUUGCGGGGUUCCAUUGACUCCAUGCGGGAGUGGAAAUAGUCACGCAGCAUCUAAUCCAACCUCAGAUGUUGGCAGAGGAGGUAGAAAGACUGCAGCUGCAUCUUGGGCUAACAGCGUUGUCUUAGGGAUCCUCAUCUCCAUCGCUUCCCUCUGCAUUUUGAUUGUGUGGGCAAUAGCAAUGCGUGUGAGGCAUAAGGAAGCAGAGGAAGUCAAGAUGCUUAAAAGUUUGCAAGCAUCCCAUGCAGCCACAACAUGGAAGAUUGAUAAAGAGAAAGAGCCAUUAAGCAUCAAUGUAGCUACAUUUCAGAGGCAGCUGAGGAAGCUAAAGUUUUCUCAGCUCAUUGAGGCCACCAAUGGCUUCUCUGCAGCAAGUCUAAUUGGGUGUGGUGGGUUCGGAGAAGUGUUUAAGGCCACAUUGAAGGAUGGUUCUAGUGUUGCAAUCAAGAAGCUGAUAAGAUUAAGCUGCCAGGGAGACCGAGAGUUCAUGGCCGAAAUGGAAACUCUAGGGAAGAUAAAGCAUAGGAACCUUGUCCCUCUGCUGGGGUAUUGCAAAAUUGGUGAGGAGAGACUACUUGUGUAUGAAUUCAUGGAGUUUGGAAGUCUCGAGGAAAUGCUCCAUGGAAGAGGAAGAGCACGUGACAGACGGAUUCUAACUUGGGAUGAAAGGAAAAAGAUCGCCAGAGGUGCAGCCAAGGGACUUUGUUUCCUACACCACAACUGCAUCCCACACAUUAUUCACCGAGACAUGAAGUCAAGCAAUGUUCUGUUGGACCACGAAAUGGAAGCAAGAGUUUCAGAUUUUGGAAUGGCAAGGCUCAUAAGUGCACUUGAUACUCAUCUUAGUGUAAGCACACUCGCAGGAACGCCAGGGUAUGUGCCGCCUGAGUACUACCAAAGCUUUCGGUGCACUGCAAAAGGAGAUGUCUAUUCUUUUGGUGUUGUAUUACUGGAACUCCUAACAGGUAAACGCCCCACCGAUAAAGAUGAUUUUGGAGACACUAACUUGGUGGGUUGGGUGAAAAUGAAGGUAAGAGAAGGCAAACAAAUGGAAGUGAUUGACGCAGAAUUGCUCUCUGUGACGAAAGGAACUGAUGAAGCUGAGGCAGAAGAAGUUAAAGAAAUGGUGAGGUAUUUGGAAAUAUCAUUGCAGUGUGUUGAUGAUUUCCCUUCCAAGAGGCCUAGCAUGUUGCAAGUGGUGGCCUUGUUGAGAGAGCUGAUGCCUGGAUCAGCCAGUGGAAGCAGCAACAGCGGUUGA